UGUUUCUAGGUUGGUUGCCUGUGAAAGAGACACAGAGUACAUGGAGCGUGCAUCCCUGACAUCUGAUCACAUGUGCCAGGAACAACUUUUUAAACUUUUUUAUUUUUUCCCCCCAUACUUCAGCUGUUGGAGGUGAUGGUGGGAGGAAGGCCAAAUAAAGUAAAGGCUCAUUUGUAAAUUCCUAAGCGUUUUUGAGGGACCACCAGGGAGGAGAAGGCGCACGAGAGACCCUAUGGGCAUCCAGGUUACACCGGCGAAAGACCCGCCUCUUCAGCGACCCUACAUUCACUGUAACACUUCAAAAGCCAACAAAGCAUUGUGUUUCAAUUCCAAAUAACAUUUUCUGUUUCAAAACAACUCUAUUAACAUCACAUUUUAUCAGAGUUUUCUCCCUUACCGACGCGCAUUCUCCUGAAAUGCCGCUGCGUAAAAAUAGUAAGUCAGUUAACUGGAUCCAUUGACACAAUAGCUCCUGUUCCACAAAGCUCCUCCCUACAUGUGUGAGCGUGUGUGUGUGUGUGCGUCGGGUGGGUGACAGCUGGUCUCGCUGCGCUCCGCUCCAGUCUGGUAAGAAGCUUCAUCUCCAAAUAGGAUGACCGUCGGCUUUUGUGGAAGUGACUGCGCGCAGCUCCGUAGCUUCCCGUUGGUUUCCGAGUGUUUAGUUGACCUGAGAGGAAUCUAAGAACUGAAGCAUCGCCUUUUCUCCGUCCCUCUCCAGUGUGGAUUUCCGAUGGAUAUUCCGAUGUGAAGAGGUGUGAUUUGAGCGCGGCAUGUAACAAAAAAAAAGCGCAAGAGAAAAGUAGCGCUCGCAUUGUUAUUCCAGUACGAGCACUUUCUCAACUGAUUUCAAUACAAGGUCUAAUGGAUUACUAAAACCCAAAGAUACACUUCGAGGCAUAUCCAUUCAUGAGCUGAAGGCGUCGGAUACCUGCUGGACAACAUGGCUUAAUGAGGGGUCAGCUGGGAUCUAUGGACAAGGACUGAAGUCAUUAAUGAUUUACAAUUUGGUUGAGCAAAAUUUGUAGCAGAGGACCAGCAGCAGCAGCGGCAGCAGUGUUGGUGCGACCAUGAGGUCGGAGGCCUUGUUAGUCUACUUCACGCUACUGCAAAUAGCCGGGGCGGGUUUCCCCGAGGACAGCGAGCCUAUAAGCAUCUCACACGGCAACUAUACAAAACAGUAUCCAGCAUUUGUGGGCCAUAAACCUGGAAGAAACAACACGCAGAGGCACAAACUGGACAUCCAGCUCAUCCUGAUCAUGAACAGGACGUUAUAUGUUGCUGCCAGGGAUCACAUAUACACGGUGGACACGGACACUGCCCACAGUGACGAGAUCUUUUUCAAUAAGAAAAUGACCUGGAAGUCCAGACAGGCAGAUGUGGACACCUGCAGAAUGAAAGGGAAACAUAAGGAUGAGUGUCACAACUUCAUCAAAGUCCUCCUGCAGCAAAAUGAAGACACCUUAUUUGUGUGUGGAACGAACGCUUUCAACCCCUCCUGUCGGACCUACAAGACCGACACCCUGGAUGCCGUGGGAGAAGAAAUCAGUGGGAUGGCACGCUGUCCUUACGAUGCCAAGCACGCCAAUGUGGCCCUCUUUGCUGAUGGCAAGCUGUACUCAGCCACUGUAACAGACUUUCUAGCGAUCGAUGCAGUCAUCUACCGUAGCCUUGGCGACAGUCCGACUCUGCGCACUGUCAAACAUGACUCCAAAUGGCUCAAAGAGCCCUACUUUGUUCAGGCAGUUGAUUACGGGGACUUCAUCUAUUUCUUCUUUCGGGAAAUUGCUAUGGAGUACAAUACAAUGGGAAAGGUGGUGUUUCCUCGGGUUGCGAGGGUUUGUAAGAACGACCGCGGCGGCUCGCCUCGCGUCCUGGAGAAGCAGUGGACAUCCUUUCUGAAGUCUCGCCUGAACUGCUCCAUCCCCGGCGACUCCCACUUCUACUUUAACAUCCUGCAGGCCGUGACGGACGUCAUUCAUGUCAAUGGGAGGGAUGUUGUGCUGGCGACUUUCUCCACACCUUACAACAGCAUUCCCGGCUCGGCAGUGUGUGCUUAUGACAUGGCUGAAGUGGCCAAGACGUUUACGGGACGUUUCAAAGAGCAGAAAUCCCCGGACUCCACUUGGACACCUUUUCCUGAGGAGAAGGUUCCCAAACCAAGACCUGGCAGCUGUGCUGGUAGUCCGUCCAUGGAGAGGUAUAAGAUAUCUAAUGAGUUCCCCGACGACACACUCAACUUCAUCAAGAUGCAUCCUCUGAUGGACGAGGCCGUGCCUUCCAUCGCCAACAGGCCCUGGUUUCUCAAGACUAUGGUUCGGUAUCGCUUGACACGCAUUGUGGUGGACAACGAAGCAGGUCCCCAUAGAAACAACACCGUGGUAUUCCUGGGAUCCGAAAAAGGCAUCAUCCUCAAAUUCCUGGCCAAGAUGAACAACGGCUUCCUGAAUAACAGCCUGUUUCUAGAGGAGGUCAACGUCUACAACCCUGACAAGUGCAGCAUAGAUGGAGUAGAGGACAAGCGCAUCAUUGGCAUGCAGAUUGAUGGCAAGAACCAUGCCAUGUGGGUAGCUUUCACCUCGUGUGUGGUUAAAGUACCGCUGUCUCGGUGCGAACGACAUGGACGCUGCAAGAAGUCCUGCAUUGCCUCCAGAGAUCCUUAUUGCGGUUGGGUGUCAGAGGGGGCCUGCAGACAGGUGGUUGGCAAGACCAAAUUAGCCUUUGAGCAGGACGUGGAGCAUGGUAACACAGAUGGUCUGGGAGACUGCCAAAAUACCUUUGUGGCUCUGAAUGAUAUUCCAUCUGGUUAUGAAGGCCACCAUCACCACCAUCAUCACCACUCCCUCUCAAUUCCCACCCCGGCCCUUCCCAAGGCUGCUGAGGGCCCGCUAGGGCGGGGCCGCAUGGUGGAGCGGAAGGAUCCCCCCAUGAGCUCAGACAAAGGGGAGGACCCCUACUUGGCCGUGCCCUCUCAGACUCAAUCCGAAGCCAAUGGCGUGAUCCGCGAGAGCUACCAGAAGGGUCGUGACCAGCUGGUUCCCGUGACCCUGCUGGCCAUAGCUGUCAUCCUGGCAUUUGCCAUGGGCGCCUUCUUCUCAGGCCUAAUUGUCUACUGCGUCUGCGACCACCGGCGGCGAGACAUUGACCUGGCAGGCCGCAAGGAAAAGGACAGCCUGCACCUGCACUCCCGACGAGGAUCAAUGAACAGCGUGACCAAGCUUACUGGCCUGUUUGAGAUGCAGGGCAAAGAGGGUCGCCCAGAGGCAAUCCUCACCCCUCUGAUACACAACGGGCGGCUGACGCCAAAUGGGAAGAUGCUGAUAAAAGCGGAGCAGCACCACCUGGACUUUGCUGCUCUGCCAACACCUGAAUCCACGCCCAUGCAGCCACGCCGCAAGACCAGCCGGGGAAGUCGUGAGUGGGAAAGAAAUCAGAAUAUCAUCAACGCUUGCACCAAGGACAUGCCUUCCAUGGGCUCUCCAGUCAUCUCCACAGACUUGCCCCUGAGAGCAUCGCCGGGACACAUCCCCAGUGUGGUAGUGCUGCCCCUUCCGCAGCAUCAGCACCAGCUUCAGCCUCAUCUGCAGCAGUCCUACCAGCAUGAAUAUGUGGAGCAGCCUCAUCACAGUGAUCUAAGCGUGGCCCACAGCAUUAUGGAUGACCAGGGAGCCACUCUUGAGUACAAGACAGUAAAGAAUCCGUGUCACAACCUAAACGUUGUGGAUCCAGAUGGGAUGCUGCCCCCUCGUGUGCCGCAGCGAGAAGCUUCUCUCACCAUCCCCCCUGCUGUUCCACAGAUGGGCAAACGCUUGGAGGUCCACUCAUCAGUCUACGGCCUCCGGAAAGGAUCCGCAUCUGCUGCUUGCGGGUCCUCUGGCCUCAAGAAGCAUAACACCAACUCAUCUAAUUCCUCCCACUUGGCUAGACAUCACAGCUUCCGUGUGGAAACCCCACCACCUGCACCCCAGAGGGUGGACUCAAUACAAAUGACAGCACAGGGCGUGUCGCUGUCACGGCAGCCUGGAAUGAGCACCUAUGGCUCACUGCCCCGAACAGGUGUCAAGCACCUCAGGCCUGACGUCCCUCCUAAACCCUCUCUAGUCUCACUCUCAACAAAAGUCAAGUCCAGUGAAUCCGGCACAUAGUCAGCUUGUUAUUCCAUCAGUCCAAUGUGAACAGACAGCACUGAAAGUUGUUUUCUGAAAGAAGGAAAGAAAAUAACAGGGAAUACUGUACAACAUAUAUCUCCUCUUUCGUGCUUUGGCUUGUUUGUUUUCGGUGUACAGUACAGUGGAAACGUUUUUUUUUUUCUAAGAAAACACUUUCUUUUUAUAUAAAUAUGUACAUAUAAAAUGGUUGUUGUCUGUUAAUGCCAUCAUUGAGCUCAUGCUCUGGCUGGUGCCCAGUUCCACUGAAAAAACAAACGGGGAAUGUGUGCUACUGAGGAAAAGAUGGCGCCUGUCCUGAAACUCUUGGCACCGUGUAGCAUUCAAGGCGGUGGCUGUCUUGUGCGUCGUGUCUUUGGUCACCACGACUUCUUAAAACGUGCCAAUUAAAGAACACAAGACGAAAGCACGCUGGAGAAUAGUUGCUGUACAGUACAAUGACAACUGGAGAAUCUAUGGGAGCAAGAACUACGAAAGACGGACUUCAAAGACACUCAGCUGCUUGAGUUCUGUUGGAAACUGUGAAACGCCUCUCAGUGUUACAGCAAUCAAGCCUGCCUGGGUUUGACCUAAAGCCUGGCCGGAGGAAUCCUUUACUGUACUGGUUACUGAAUAACACGUGACUGUUAAUAGUAAUAGCCUGUUGUAUUUAUUUUUAAUAAGUGCUUUAAAAAAAAAAAGGAAAAUGAAAAAAAAAAGACUUUCCAGGCUCGUUCAGGAACAAGGCAAAGAAGAGAUGUUUUAAUAUUGAUUAAACAAAUGAGAAACAUAUUUAAAGUCAUUAAACUGGAGCCAGUAGAACUUUCUUGUUGGCUGAAGGUCAACCGGGUCUUACUGCGUGCUCAGUGGGACCUACAACUUGAGGUAUAUGUGACUUCUGCCGCAGCAAGGAGGAGAUAUUUAUUUAAACUGUGCCACACCAGGACUUACACCUUUAAGGACCAGAGUUUCCAUUGUUGAGACCAAUCAAAAAAACGACCUUUCACUCCUCCAAUGAGCAUCCCUCCCCCCAAUUAGCACUGUGGUUGAGUUGGAGUCAGGAACAUUUUCCCUGAUGCUGCUCCUCAGUUCCAGCUCAAUGUUGCAUCCUGCAUAUAUACGUAUGGAUACAUUUAUAAACAUAUAUAUGUGUGUAUGCAACAUUCCUGGAAGGUCUACAGACACCAAAUUGAAGCUGUACAAGAAUCGAAUGGAGAGAUGCCUGAAAACAUCUCAUCCGUGGUGUCACACAGGUGAGCAGGUGAAAAUGAAAACAACAUCUGUGUCGCCUGCUUCUUUUUCCACAUGUAAAUUUGUGCCUUACACCCUAAAGUAGUGACAAUGUGUUUUUUUAAUAGCUGUUAACUUUGUCUACUUGUUGUACUUUUUUUAUUUUAUUUUUCUUACAUCAUGAUAUUUUUCCUGGUUUGAUAAAAAAAUGCAAUUCAAGAAUGUAGGUGUUAUUAUUGUAAUUCUGGUCCCUAGACAUAACACACGGACGAUCCAGAGGAAAAGAGCGGGAGGAGUUGUCUCUAUCUUCAUCUGCUUUCUCUCUCCUACUGAUAAAACACUCACACAGACACACACGCACAAACAUGCACACUAAUCUUCGUGGUUCUUUUCUGAUUGUGCCAUUAAAGGCUUAAAAAGCAAGCAUUUUUGUUGUGCUGGCAGUUUCGAUGAAGAUGUUGUGAGCGUUUUUGAUUUUCAGUUUUAUAAAAAGUCCUAGUAUUUGGGGGUUUUAUUUGUUUGUUUGUUUGUUUUUGGCUGUCUGCCUGUUUGGAGUGAUGGUGAACUGACUGACUGAUGGAACAUUUGUUACUCAUUAAGAAGGCAAACCUGUGCGUGUCUGCUUGGUGCACUGCAAUAAUAAUGCGACAACGGCACAACAGCAUCGUACAUUCUGAGACACACAUGCGGCCCUGGUGUACUAACGGAGUUCACAGCUACGUUUGUGCAUUCUCACAGUCAUUCCUUACGCAGGUGUUUGAACAGGCUGGUUCCUGUGAUGAAAGUUGACAUGAUCAAAUCAAAAGUAGUGAAACUUGUACCCUAAUUAACCCCCUUUUUGUAAGAGAAAACAAUCUGAAGAAAGGUUUUUUUUAUGUCGCUUCACUAACUCUCAUUAUCAAGGCCUUAGGAGUUGCUGAGAGUUUGGCUAGUAAUACUUUUGUUUGUAUUGUUCAUUGACUCUGGGAUUUUUACUGAUCACCCCACUGUCACUAUAACACUUCAAUACCAGAGAAGCACUCCCUAGUGUUGUAUGUGUAGAUAGGUCAAAGUUUUUCUUGUUUUUCUCAAUGGAAGAAAGCCAACAACGUCUCCAUCCACAGCGAAAACAAGGACAUGUAGGAUCUGUGACCGGAUUUGCAUGUGUGCAGAAACGCUUGAAGGGUUUGGUUGCAACUGGAAAAAAUAGGUCAAGGCACUGGCCCAAGCCAAGGUGCUGUGUUUGAAACAGUCUGGGAGGCAGCUAAGACAGUUAUCCCAGCAAUUAGUUUAAACCUUCAAAAAUACAAGUGGCCCGAGAUUAGCCAUUAAAGUGCUUUCACUUCAGAAAAAUUCACAGCUUUUUUCACCCUCCAGUGCAUUCAGUGUGUGAACCAUUGACUUCCCCAGCUCUUAAAAACUCCAAGCUAAAUAUUUCUGUUUUAAAAAUAUUUAGUUUAGUGAGUUGGGGGGUUUCACAUGUCCUCACAGAAUGUGGGCAUCGAGACCUCUCUCUGUAAGAAGGUUGAAGGUUCUCUUCCUGUUGGGACAAGUGGACAAAGUCAUGAGAGCAUCAAGCGUUUGACAUCAGAGGAAGGUUUCAAGACUUUUAAAGAUGGUUAGUGAAGCCUGCUGUGGACAGUGAGGUUCUUUAGUGUGUGCCUUUUUGUCUCUCACCUUUGUUAUAAUACACUGCUAUUAGACGCAAACCAACUCUACUGUCAACCUUUCAAACUUUUGAACUUUGUAAGCUUGUAAGAUAUUGUGACGUCACAAAGUUUUUUGCCCUGUUCUCUCCACUUCCUUAACAUCUGAUUCACAGCUUAAUGUAUGUUGUAAAGAAAUGAAAAAAACUCUUUAAUUUAAUGCAAAAUGUAAUAAAAAAAAAAAAAAGAAAAUAAAAUUCUUGUCAUGAAAACUGUGA
Molecule: messenger RNA, 7275 nt
Organism: Oryzias melastigma (Indian medaka)
Lineage: Eukaryota; Metazoa; Chordata; Actinopteri; Beloniformes; Adrianichthyidae
Gene: sema6a
Product: sema domain, transmembrane domain (TM), and cytoplasmic domain, (semaphorin) 6A
Exons: 21
Coding region: 1068-4142 (1024 amino acids)
Biological process (GO): neural crest cell migration; axon guidance; semaphorin-plexin signaling pathway
Molecular function (GO): semaphorin receptor binding; chemorepellent activity
Source: RefSeq, a predicted model, not a curated record